Suillus subaureus is the source of this 564-nucleotide messenger RNA. RefSeq lists its product as uncharacterized. Bases 1 to 564 code for a protein of 187 amino acids. The transcript is spliced from 5 exons. The record is from RefSeq and is a predicted model, not a curated record. Lineage: Eukaryota; Fungi; Basidiomycota; Agaricomycetes; Boletales; Suillaceae.
AUGAAGGUUUUUCCCAUGAUGAUUAAGGAACAGACCUUCAGUUUGUCUGAGCUGGUAACUAUUGUGGAGCUUUUGCGCAAUCAACUAUUUCUCACACAUGCCCAUGCUGAGGCUGGCACUGAUCUUCCUAACCAUCUGGAAGAAGUGCUAGCAAGUCAGAUUUCACAGGCAGGUUUGUCUAUCUCCUCUGAGUCUAGCAACAGUCCUGGAGACAUGUCUGAAGGAGGAGGCAAGUUUUUGCUUCAUAGUGUCUCAGACACAAGCUCCUUGACCAGUGUGACCACUGAGGUCAAUGUUGCACCUUCCAUCACUAUUACUGCUGCAGCUGGUGCUGCACCUCCCACCACUGUUGCUGCACCUCAUGGGAGUACUUUUGCUUCAGUCUGCUGGUACAUCAUUACUGUUGGAUGUGAGACCAGUGUAUUUCAAGGCUGGCAUAAUGUCCAUCUGCAUGUGAUAGGCAUUCUUGGAGCCUGUUUCAGUCAGUACUCCUCUCAUGCUGGUGCAGAUGAGGCAUAUGCCCAGGCAUUGCAAGACAGCACUGUGCAGGAGUUGCCACUCUGA